This is a messenger RNA of Pezoporus occidentalis (night parrot), 1978 nucleotides long. RefSeq names its product neuropeptide Y receptor type 2-like. Gene Ontology annotation, molecular function: neuropeptide binding; neuropeptide Y receptor activity. Gene Ontology annotation, cellular component: neuron projection; plasma membrane. Gene Ontology annotation, biological process: G protein-coupled receptor signaling pathway. Bases 632 to 1795 code for a protein of 387 amino acids. The transcript has 2 exons. The record is from RefSeq and is a predicted model, not a curated record. NCBI's taxonomy places the organism in Eukaryota, Metazoa, Chordata, Aves, Psittaciformes, Psittacidae.
GACCUGCAGACCUCUUGCUGCAGGGAAGAUUCACCCCUGGGCAAGACUAUGCCAGUCCCAACAAGUUUAAAGCCUGAGCAGAUGGGACAGCUCUGGAGUAAGGGCGGAUGGACACUUGCCCUGGUCAGUGGCACAGGCAAGGAGCUUGCAGACCUCCAUCUCCCACCCCUUUUCACGGGAGAGGGAACUGUGGAUGUGUUGGAAAAGCUUCUCUCUCCCCGAUGCAAGAAGCCCCUCAGUGGCUGAACACUGUAUAAACAGCAGCAGCAGGCUCCCUCCCCUUUUCCAUUUCUGUUUGUUAAACACACGCUCCCUGCCUUUCUGUCAUUCAGGAGCUAACCCAGCAUCCAGCCUUGCGAUACGGGGGCUGUCAGUCACCCUGCAAGAGGGUGCUCUCCAGAUGCUCAGGGUGGUACUGAAGCUACCCCCAGCGAUGAGGCACCCUCCAGCAGCCUGGAUCCUCACCUGACUUCCUUGCUUUUCCGAGGACAGUCACAGAAAAGUGCUUUUCACCCCUUUGCCACAGGUUGACUCCCAGAGAGUGGAGAGGACCAAGUGCUCCAUCCUGGCCAGCAAUGAGACAAUAACUUGAGACCUCCUUCACCUCCUGACAGAAAGUCUCAGGCCACACAUGGGCCCAUUGGAGGGAGCCAACAGCACUCUCACCAUGGAGAAGACAGCAUUGGAGGAGAAGCUGCCACAGGGCUGGCAUGCCAAGGACUUUGUCACUCCUAGCCAGGAUCUCUCUGGGUCGCGCAGUGUUAUGAUGGACAGCACCAAGAUCCUGGGGGUGCAGGUUGUUCUGAUUGCUGCCUACUCCCUCAUCAUUCUCCUGGGGUUCAUAGGCAACUCCUUGGUCAUUUACAUCAUAGUGAAGUACAAGACCAUGAGGACUGUCACCAACUUCUUCAUAGCUAACCUGGCCCUGGCAGAUCUCAUGGUGGACACACUCUGUCUGCCCUUCACCCUAGUCUACACGCUGCUGGAUGAGUGGAAGUUUGGGGCUGUUCUUUGUCAUCUGGUUCCUUAUGCUCAAGCUCUGAGUGUCCAUGUGUCCACUCUCACCCUAACUGUGAUUGCCCUGGACAGGUAUCGGUGUAUUGUUUUCCACCUGGACAGCAGGAUUUCCAAGAGGCUCAGCUUCACCAUCAUUGCUGUCAUGUGGCUAGCAGCAGCUGUGCUGGCAGGUCCUCUGGCCAUCUUCAGAGAGUACCGGUAUGAGGAAAUCCCAUCCAUCAACCUCAAAAUGGCUGUCUGCUCAGAAAAAUGGCCUUCUGGCAAUAACAGAGAUGCCACCAUCUACAGCCUGUCCAUGCUCCUCCUGCAGUAUGUCUUUCCCCUUGCAAUUAUUUGUUUUGCCUACACCAGGAUCUGGUUCAAGCUGAAAAACCAUGUCAGCCCUACUUCUAGGAAUGAAAACCAGUGCCGGAGGAGGAAGACUACCAAAAUGCUAGUGAUGGUAGUUGUAGUAUUUGCAGUCUGUUGGCUCCCCUUCCACAUAUUCCAGCUUGCCAUUGAUCUUGAUCUGGUCCUUAUCUUCCAUGACUACAAACUCCUGUACACUGUUUUCCAUGUCGGCGCCAUGUGCUCUACAUUUGUCAACCCUCUGCUCUACGGAUGGAUGAACAAGAACUACCGGAAUGGCUUCCUCAUGUUCUUCCGUUGCCAGAACAAGCCAGAAAGCAUCCACACUGAAGGCUCUGUUAGAGGGAGGUCGUACAUCUUCAGGGCCAGCACCCUAAAUGGAAGCAUCAAACAGACUCCUGGCAAUGUACCACUGCCCACGGAGGUUUAGGGAUGGGACAUCCACCUCUAGGACUGGGGCUGACUGAGCCCAGAGACAUUCUUGUGUGAAUGCCUUUUUUUGGCAGAGCAUUGUGUUGCCAAAACGUUAUAGCUACUGCAGGCACGUAGAAGCACCCCCUGUAUCUCGCAGAACAAUAAACCUGAUGUAUUUCUGUCUGACCAAACAAAUGAA